AUGAUUUUUGUUUGGAUUUCUAAUUCCAUAUAAAUCUAUGAACCAAUAACCCCUCCUUAGAAGAUUAAGAAAGUUGGAGAUUCUGGAUCUUUCUUUUAGUAAAUUCAACAACAGCAUCUUUCCUUUUCUUAAUGCGGCUACAUCACUCACAACUCUGUUUCUUAAGUCGAACUGGAUGGAUGGCCCUCUUCAUGUUAAAGAACUCAGAGAUUUGAAAAACCUGGAAGUACUGGACCUAAGUGAAAACAAAUUUAACUGCUCCAUACCAGUACGAGGGAUUUGUGAAUUAACGAAUAUUCAAGAGCUCGAUCUCAGUAAAAACAAGCUUGUAGGUCAGUUUCCUUUAUGCAUAACUAACUUGACUGGAAUUCGAGUUCUUGAUCUCUCAUCGAACCAAUUGAUUGGGAACGUACCAUCUGCUCUCGCUAACCUUGAAUCCCUUGAGUACCUAUCACUGUUUGAUAACAACUUCGAAGGCUUAUUCUCACUUGGUUGGCUCGCCAACCUCUCAAAGCUUAAGGUGCUCAGGCUUGAUUCAUAUACCAACUCACGUAGAGUAGAGUUGGAAAGUUCUUGGAAGCCAAAAUUUCAGUUGAGUGUUAUUUCACUAGGAACUGGCAAUUUGGAGAAGGUUCCUCAUUUUCUCCAAUACCAGAAGGAUUUGCGUUAUGUUGAUCUCUCUAACAAUAAUAUUUCUGGAAAUUUUCCUUCAUGGCUUUUGGAGAACAAUAUAAAACUCGAGGUUUUGCUUCUACAGGAUAACUCUUUUACAAGCUUUCAGCUACCGCAGUCUGAUCAUAAUCUCCUUUACCUGGAUGUUUCAGUUAAUGAAUUUGAUCAACUCUUUCCUCAGAACAUUGGGUGGAUACUUCCUCGCUUACUUUAUAUGAAUCUAACGAAUAAUGGUUUUCAAGGAAAUCUGCCAUCUUCUCUGGGUAACAUGGAAAUGAUUGAAUUUCUGGAUAUGUCUCACAACAGUUUCCAUGGUAAGCUACCAAGAAGUUUUUUGAAGGGUUGUUGUUCCUUAGAGUUCUUGAAGUUGGCACAUAACAAACUAAGUGGAGAGAUUUUUCCAGAAUCAGCACACUUUUUUUUUAUGCUAGAGCUGUCUAUGGAUAACAAUCUGUUUACAGGAAAGAUUGGAAGAGGUUUGCGGAGCUUGAGAUCUUUGUUUGUGAUUGACAUUUCGAACAACAAUCUCACAGGUCUUAUUCCAAGUUGGUUUGACGAAUUUCCAGAUUUAUCUGCACUACAGAUUUCUAACAACUUGUUGAAAGGUGAAAUACCUACAUCGUUGUUCAACUUAUCCAAUCUUCAAUUACUGGACCUAUCUGCAAACAGGUUAUCAGGGAACAUACCUCAAGCCAUUUCUGGAUAUGGGGCAUUAACAGUGUUACUCCUGCAAGACGAUAAUUUAUCAGGGGUUAUUCCAGAUACAAUGCUAGCAGCAAAUGUCAUUGUGCUUGAUCUAAGAAAUAACAGAUUGUCUGGGAAUAUUCCAGAGUUCAUCAACACCAAAUACAUCAGAAUUCUUCUUCUCCGAGGGAAUAAUUUAUCAGGCCGUAUUCCUCGCCAGUUGUGUGCCCUAAGAAGCAUUCACCUCGUGGAUCUUGCUAACAACAGAUUAAAUGGAUCCGUACCUUCAUGUCUUCGCAAUGCAUUAUUUGGUUUGGCGAGAGGAUACAUCAUACGAUUAUAAUCAUGUCAUUUUUUUCUGAGGAAACAUCAUAUGGCGCUAUAUUUUUCAAAUCUCUGCUCAUGCUAGAUGAGUUUACCAUCAAUUACGAGUUAAGCGCCCAGACGAUAAUCGAGUUCGCAACAAAACACAGAUAUGAUGCCUACAAGAGUGGAAAUCUCAAAUUAUUGUUUGGAAUGGAUCUCUCAGAAAAUGAGCUGAGCGGUGAGAUCCCAGUAGAGUUUGGAGAUCAUCUGAAACUACAAGCUCUCAAUCUAUCUCACAACAACUUAUCAGGAGUGAUACCAUAAACCUUUUCAGGUCUGAAGAAUGUGGAAAACCUUGAUCUUUCUUUCAACAGAUUACAAGGUCGGAUCCCACCAGAACUAACAGAGCUGAGCAGCCUAGCCGUCUUCAAUGUCUCAUUCAACAACUUAUCAGGAGUUGUUCCACAAGGAAGACAGUUUAACACAUUUGAUACACAAAGCUACUUUGGUAAUCCUUUUCUCUGUGGACAACCAACCAACACAAGCUGCAACAGCAAUAACUUUGAAGAACCAGAUAAUGGAGUGGAAGCUGAUGAAUCCACAAUCGACAUGGUAUCUUUCUACUGGAGUUUUGGUGCAGCCUAUGUGACCAUACUUCUUGGGAUACUCGCAUCACUAUCUUUUGAUUCUCAUUGGAGCAGAACUUGGUUCUACAUCGUUGAUUGCUUCAUCCACAAGGUGAGGGGUUUGUUUUGGUAAACACUGCAGCUGCCAAACGCUCCUUAUGUGAUUUUUUUUUUUCAUUGUCGUCUCCAUCUGGUGUUAAGUCUUCUCAAACUUCUUGCUUUGUUUCACAAAACCAGAACAUAACCUAUGUUUUGGUUCCUUUGUACUGUCUUUGAAUAAAAGUAAUGCCUCAAUCAUAUCUUGGAACUGGUUUAA
Arabidopsis lyrata subsp. lyrata is the source of this 2604-nucleotide messenger RNA. Its product is annotated as probably inactive leucine-rich repeat receptor-like protein kinase At2g25790. The record is from RefSeq and is a predicted model, not a curated record. Gene Ontology annotation, molecular function: protein binding. NCBI's taxonomy places the organism in Eukaryota, Viridiplantae, Streptophyta, Magnoliopsida, Brassicales, Brassicaceae.